Messenger RNA from Drosophila hydei, 2315 nucleotides. RefSeq names its product UPF0676 protein C1494.01-like. Gene Ontology annotation, molecular function: dioxygenase activity. The coding region runs from base 979 to 2202 and encodes 407 amino acids. Lineage: Eukaryota; Metazoa; Arthropoda; Insecta; Diptera; Drosophilidae. The record is from RefSeq and is a predicted model, not a curated record. The transcript has 5 exons.
GAUUCGCAUGCUAGUUGUCAGCUACCUGUUGAUGAGACAUGAGAGUGAGGCCGCGGCUCAUGGUUUCGGCAACGCGAAACUCAGUGCAAAUAUCGUUUUUAGCCAAUGCACACCUCUCGCGUCGCCCUGUCUGCCGUCUAUUUGUCCGUCCGCAUUGCACAAACGACAAGUGCUAAUUUACUUAUCACAAAUUUGAUUUGAUUAUAUUUUAUCUAAUUACGGCGCACAUGCGAGAGUACGACACAGACACACACACACACACGCAAAGUGUGUGUGACUUGCCUCUUAAAGUUCUCACAACAUGCGCCUCACUCACAGCACCAAAGCAAAAGGUGCGAUAAGCAGAGGCAGCGACAGCGACAGCGGCAGCGAGUGCGGCGCGGCAGCGCCGAGCAAAAGCAACUUGAGGAAUGUUCAAGAAAACGCCAAUUCGGUUUUAUACCUGAUCAGUUGAACAGAGAAACGCGUCGUGAUCGCAACGUUGAUAUUCGUGUGGUUUUGUUAAGGCGAACACGCGCGACUUUUCACGAGCCAACCCCGCUCCUACCCCUGAUUGCCAAUUGGAUUUGAUAGUCAUACGUUUCGAUUGGCAUGGAUUUGUUUUUGUUUUGAUAUCGGUUCUAUAUAUAUAGAUUAACUUAUAUUUAUAUAUUGCCAAUACUUGACGCGCCGCUGGCCAACAGCCACUCGAAGCGAAUAUAACUCAACAACAACAACAAUUAUUGUAAUAAUAUAGUUGCUCGGUAGUCAAGCUGAGUAACCAAAGAGAUAUUGACACAGACAACAAACAAUAAUAAUCAAAUCUAGCAGAAUAAAUAAAUAUUGAUCAGACGAUCGAGCGCAACUAGUGAUAAAGUGCACCACUAACUGCGCCGCGUGCUGUACAGUGGAGCUCCAAAACCAAAGAACUCAAGUUUUUGAUAAAUAUACAAAGUAAACAUACACACACACACGCACACACACAUACAAACAGGCACAAUGCUUAAAACAAAAUCCAGCGACGAUAAGCUGGAUACGCUGCUCUCGAGGUCUGCAGUGCCAAUCAUCGAUCUGGCGCAUUGCGGUAUCGAGGAGGUGCCCGUCAAAUCAGUGGUGAAUCGUGUGGGUCAUCAGUUGCAGAAGGCCUUAUCCGAAAAGGGCAUUGCGCUUUUGGUCAACCAUGGCAUAUCUGAUGAAAAGUUGAAAACGGCUUGGGAUCAUUUGGACGACUUUGUCGAUUUGGCAGCGGAUGUCAAGCAGCUUUACCUGCGCAACGAUGGCGACAAUCACGGCUAUGUGAGUCCAGGCAUUGAGCGCUUUGAUGGCAAGACACCGGAGCUGCGACAUGCAUUCAACAUUUGCACGCUGAAUGCCCAGAAUCUGCCGGAGGAGCCUCUGCCCGGAUUUGCGGAUCACAUAAGCACACUGGCCAAUGACUUUAAGGCGCUGGCCAGCUUUAUGCUGCAGGCGCUGGCCGUCUCGUUGGACAUUCCGCCCACAUUCUUCCUCGAAAAGCAUUCACACAUGAUGUCCGGCGAUCACGACAACAUGACCACUCUGCGCAUGCUCUACUAUCCGCCUAUAGUGGACGAUGAGCCCGGACAUGGUCAGAACGAUGUCAUCAAGGGCCGUUGCCAAUACAGCUACCAGCGUUGCUUAUCAGAUCAGCCAGAUUUCCGCCCUGAGCACAAUCCCCUUGAUGACGAGCCGGAUAACGUUCAGAGCAAUGGCAAGGAUGGCGAACUCUUCGAGCACAAGCUGGCCAACGGCGAGGUUAUUCGCUGCGGUGCACAUGUCGACUACGGCACAUUCACGCUGCUAGCCCAGGACUCUGAGGGCGGCCUGGAAGUGAAACUGCCGGGCAGCGAAAAAUGGACUCGCGUGGGUCACUUGCCGGGUGCCAUAUUAGUCAACUGCGGCGAGAUCUUGUCUAUCUGGACAAGGGAACGAUAUCCUGCACUGCAACACCGCGUGGUCAUACCCGAACAGGAGCACAUAAGGGCUCGUGGUCGACACUCGAUUGCAUUCUUCUGCCAUCCAGACAAUAUUACAAUGAUAUCUCCUAACGAUCUGCCUCAAACCGACGCCGAACAGAACUCAACGUGUCUCAAGCAGCGAAAGAAGUCCUUCAAAGCGGCGAAAGAGCGUGUAUACAACGCGUAUCAGCUAAUACAGAAAAAGUUUAAGGAAACGUACACCACCAACAGCAAUCCCUCGCAAUGACGUUCUGCCACGUAGGCGUCCGUUGCCAAGAUCCUCAUCUCUACUCCUGCCACUCUGUCAUGCGUUCAUAAGUGGGGAGAUUUAGCGUCGUAUAUGAAAGUCGAGAACACGCU